AGGAAGCAUAGCCACAUCCACAGCAGCAGCGGAGUGAAACUGCAGACAGGUCGACCUGAACGUCCGAACGACAACUCAAAAUAGACAAAUUAGACACCAUGUUUUGGAGACUUUUCGCCGUGACAUUAUUACUAGCCCUAUUGGGAUCUAUGACAAGCCAGCAGUUUUCGGCGGAUGAAGUUUGUAGCACGUUCCAUGGCUGUGAUGCAUGUGAAAAUGUGACUCUCUGCCAAUGGAUGAACUGCACAGAUGGUUUUCAGUGUGUGAACAGCAGUCAUGAGAACCAAACAGCCAACUGCGUCAGUGCGAACUGCACAGAGCCACCAGUUGCCUCAACAGUGAACCCCGUUACUACUAGCAGCACGAAUGCUACCACCAAUGCUACCACAGUAAUCCCAACCAUACCAGUCACUCCGACUCGAAACGGGACAGACACAAACUCCACCACAACCGCGUCGCCCACUACUGCUCCAUCUAAGACGUCCACAUUUGACGCCGCCAGUUUCAUCGGGGGAAUAGUGUUAGUACUUGGUCUUCAAGCCGUCAUCUUUUUCCUAUACAAGUUCUGCAAGUCCAAGGACCGCAACUACCACACCCUGUAACAUGCUGCCACUUGGAGGCACCACACAGCAACACACACACAAAAAACAAACACACUCCGACCCAAAAGAAAAGAGAUCGAGUCCCCCUCGUUUAGCCUCAUGUUUGACACUCGAUGCCUGUGAUUUGAGCUUUCUUUAGUUUCUGUUAGAGCUCUCACAAGCACUUGAGUUUAAAACAGAGAAACAGAGUAAUGCCGUAGGUCUUAUCAAGCAGUGGCAUUAUGGGGUAUACAAAGUGUUCAGUUGCUUUCAUGCGCAACAGCAGCUUUCUUAAUUAAGUCCUGUCCGGAAAUGGUUUAAUAUUUAAUUUUUGAUGUCAACAAUGAUUUGCAUCUCAAUAUCAUAAUCUUUUACAGCAUUCUCAGUGUUAAUUUUAAGAUUAUGGUCAGACAUUUUCACCAGAACAGUUUUUUUUUUUGUUUUUUUACGCAGGUGCCAUAAUGAUUCUUCUUAUUCCAUCCAAGUGCAAAAAUAACAUCCUCUUUAAAUCUUUUGGUUUGUGUCUGUCAGCGUGUGGCAUUUUGUUUAAUUUGUGUAUGGCUCUGUCACACCAAUCAAGACAGCCAAAAUGAUUUACAUUCUCCAGCUUAGUCCAUCACUAUUACUUAUUUCCAACUAAUAAACUUAAGUGUUUCACCCCUUCCUCCUCACAUAGGCUGGGUAAUAUCAGAGAUGCAUUUGUAUACCCUUAGUUAGCAUCCUAUGACAUGAUUGGGGGUCGUUUUCAGGAACCUACCAUAAUAUCGGCCAUUUUAAGUUGUACUUUUGGGAUUUGAACUGCAGGAGCUCAGCCAAUCCAGUUCUACAACAAGUCUUCAUUAGAAUUAGUCAAUUCUGCCAGAUAUGCGAAUGAGAACGAGGCACUACAGGUAGGGCAGAGGAUCAGGCAUCCCAUUCAGAACGAUUGACCAUUGAGUCAAAGUGCCUUUAGGUGGAGGUAGUGGCUUGCUGCCUUAAAAGUGAGCCUUAAAAGUGUGAAUGGUGAGCCGCCGUCGAGGCCCGGCUCUGUGUUGGUGUGUCUGCCUGAAUGUCAGUGUGUUGAUUGACACGCAUGCGUGCUUGUAUCAAUGAAAUAGAUCUAGUGUCUGCCAGCUGGACUGA
Danio rerio (zebrafish) is the source of this 1703-nucleotide messenger RNA. It is a transcript of the gene cd164, whose product is annotated as CD164 molecule, sialomucin. Gene Ontology annotation, cellular component: membrane. NCBI's taxonomy places the organism in Eukaryota, Metazoa, Chordata, Actinopteri, Cypriniformes, Danionidae. The record is from RefSeq and is marked provisional.